Cooperia oncophora is the source of this 717-nucleotide messenger RNA. Lineage: Eukaryota; Metazoa; Nematoda; Chromadorea; Rhabditida; Trichostrongylidae. The record is from the annotation of a GenBank genome assembly.
AUGCCCCAAUCCCGAUCACAAUCGUCACUUUCAACAUCAGGAGCCGACGAGGUAUCCGGAAACGACGAGGAAGUUGUAAGCUCGUCCUAUGACAGCAGUGAUCAUUCCGAUGACGAUCAGGGCACAAUGGUGGACUCAUUUUGGAACUAUCGCGAAUCGUUGAUUGACUGUACCCCAGAACAAUUUGCAUACCAGCACAACUUGAUGCUGACAGAAACAUCGAAGAACGAAGAACCGAUUGCCGUUCUCAGCGGAAAAGUGAAGUAUUCAAGCAAGCUUUCUAAUGCCAGCCUUUUCUCUGUUAAUCUCGGAAAGAUGAGAUCGAUGCGGUUGUUCUACUCAAAUUCGGAUUGCACUAGUGGUCAAUUAGUUAUCGCUAGUAAAGAUUCUCACUACAAGAUUCUCCAUUUCCACCAUGGAGGAUUGGAUAAACUGGCUCAGUUAUUCGAGCAGUGGUCUGCAGUCAAGGCCAAAAGUGUCAAGAACGGAUCUCCAUCACCUCUAAAUGAUAAGCAUCUGCUCAUUUGUCAGCCAACAUUGGGAAGAGACGAAUUGGAUCCGGAAGACGGGCUAUACGACAUGGUGACAUGGGAUUACUGGAAAAGCUACAAAAAUUGUGAUGGGGUCGUUGCCGAUAGCCCUACUAUAAGAAAGGCAUGUCACAAAACUCUCUGCAAGUCCAUCAUAAAAAAAUUACAAAAUCUCCAACUCGAGUAA